Molecule: messenger RNA, 2010 nt
Organism: Cicer arietinum (chickpea)
Lineage: Eukaryota; Viridiplantae; Streptophyta; Magnoliopsida; Fabales; Fabaceae
Product: protein SOSEKI 2
Source: RefSeq, a predicted model, not a curated record
GAGAGAGAGAGAGGUGUGGUGAAACAGUAGAAAGAGGUAACAGGUGUGGAGGUAGAUAGAAACUUCACUCAAGUUCAUAAAACAAAGCGGUAAAAAGUGAGUAAACGUCAACGAUCGGAAAAGUAAAAAACCACUCCGUACUUAGCAAUCUCUGUCAUUAGUCAUUGUUAGCUCAAAUCAGGAAUACAGUGUGAGUAAAGUCAAAUUUUAUUCAUUUAUGGAAUAUUGAUUGUGACUAUUACCUCAAAGCUUUUUUUCCUACACUGUUUUUUCUUUUGCUCUCACGUACAUAACUUCUCCCUCUCUGUCUUUCUAAUUAAGACUCCUUUUUCAAAACGAAUCUUACCCUGCAUUGACAUGUACCAUCCUGUUUUUUUCACUUUUUUUUUAAGGUCUAUAAAUCUAUAGACUGUGUCUCAUUUCAUGCAUCAUGCAUUGGAAUACGUAAAAUAAUAUUUUAUUAAUUAAACGUUAUUUAUUGAGCUAGCUACUUAUUCUUAUCCAUGCAAUGCAAUGCAACAUUUUUCACCCGCACUUGUUUUCUCCCUUAUCUUCAUAUAGUGAAUAUAAUAAUUAAGUUUUGUUAGGAAAUAUGGAUAAUCGUUGUUCACAACGAGGUGGUGGUAGAGAGACGAGUCCAGACCGUGCGAAAAUAUGUAGGAUGAAGCAAAAGGUGAAGCCCAUUAGAAAAGUCCAAGUUGUUUACUAUCUAUCUCGUAAUGGCUUAUUGGAGCAUCCACAUUUCAUGGAAGUCACUCUUCUGCCUAAUCAACCUCUCCGUUUGAAAGAUGUAUUUGAUCGGCUGAUGGCGCUAAGAGGAAGUGGCAUGCCUUCUCAAUAUUCAUGGUCUACUAAAAGAAACUAUAAGAGCGGAUAUGUGUGGCAUGACUUGGCACUGAAGGAUAUAAUACAUCCAUCAGAAGAAGGAGCAGAGUAUGUACUUAAAGGAUCUGAACUAGUUGAAGGAUGUUCCGGAAGAUUUCAACAAGUAAACUUGGGCGAUAAACAGCCACAACAGGCAGAACAAAAUUUUAUUAGCACUUAUAAGAAUAAUUCAAAGAGCAAGGUGGCGGUAUUGAAUGGAUCAAGAUGCUCCCAACAGAAAGAGAGUGAAGAUCAAUAUGAAGAAUACUCUGAGGAAUUAUUAGAUGGAGAGAAAACAAGUUACACAAGCUCCACUACAACACCUCACUCUCGUUGCUCUAGAGGUGUAUCAACAGAAGAACUCGAUGAGGUUGUUCUUAUAACUAAUCCUCUUAAUUCCAAUACUACCCUCGCCGAUAAACUCAAACAAAGAGAGGAUAGAAGGGUCAAUUACCCGAAACGGUUAGUGGAAGGACCGGUUUCGCUUACGUCAGCAGCACCGAGUCGUUACUCGGUUUUGUUGCAACUGAUUGCGUGUGGAAGUUCGGGUUCGGAGUUCAAGGAGAAGCAGCAGGAAACGCGGUUGAGCAAUGUGGGGACCUCCAAGAGGAGGGAAAGCAACGUUCAUGAGGAUGAUAGUAUAUGCGUGUCGGAGAAUCCGAGGUUGUUAGGGAAUUUGCAAUCAGAGGAGAAGGAAUACUUUAGCGGGAGCAUUGUGGAAUCCAUGAAAGCGAACCGCCAGACCGACCCUGUGCUUAAGAAAUCUAAUUCCUAUAACGAAGAAAGGAGAAGUAGACUAGGGAUGGAAGAAGUGAGAUUAAAGGAUAGGGAGGAAGACAAGAGGGGAGGAGCAGUGAAAGAAAAAUGCAUCCCGCUUAGGAAAUCUUCCAAAGAGACUAGGAAAUAAUUGGGAUGUGUAUUCAUAGCUGGAAUUUGUAAUAAUUAAUCAAUACUAUUAUUAAUUUGUUUUUCACUUUCCACUCCCUAAUUCUAUCUUAUAUCAUUACCAAUCUGAUUUGAAAUGGUGCAUAUAGUGUCAUCACCAUAAAUUGGACCUUUUCACAUAAUCUUAUAUUUAUAUUGCGUAUGAAGAUUUAUGUAAUGUGUUACAAUUAGAAAAGUUCUAUAGCAGAAUCUGUUUUUCAA